This is a messenger RNA of Paramisgurnus dabryanus, 2560 nucleotides long. RefSeq names its product intraflagellar transport 56 (gene ift56). Gene Ontology annotation, cellular component: ciliary base; ciliary basal body; intraciliary transport particle B. NCBI's taxonomy places the organism in Eukaryota, Metazoa, Chordata, Actinopteri, Cypriniformes, Cobitidae. Gene Ontology annotation, biological process: intraciliary anterograde transport; intraciliary transport involved in cilium assembly. The record is from RefSeq and is a predicted model, not a curated record. Gene Ontology annotation, molecular function: protein binding; intraciliary transport particle B binding.
UCACAUUUCGAUUAGAAACACAAGGCACACAGAACUACUAGGCACGAAUUAUACGCUUUUCUCUUGCGUUGCUUGGCAACAACUUGAUGCCACCACACCAUCAUGGCUGUCGAGGUUAGCUGAGAGGAUUACAAACGAGAGCAUGAAAACGUUUACACCCGCCUUCUUAGAAAUGGUUUGAUUUAGUUCAAAAGGUAAACUUGACUGUGCUAAACUAGAUAAGUCUAGCUGACGUUAAAUUAGACUUAUCUUGCACAGAAACGCAAGCUUGUUUGUUAGCUAACGGGUUAGCCAUCUGGCUAAUUCACUUCAUGGAUUUUAUAUUAUAUCUUGACUGAUUGAUAAAUACGGGAUACUUCCGGGUAUUUUUAUGUUACAUUUUUUAGUGGUAUGGUGACCAGAAUGUUAUUAUAAGGAUUAUAUAAAGAUCUGCUUAUUUCGACACUGGGCAGAGUUUGAGAAUCGUCACCAUGAUUUUGUCUCGAAUGAAACCAGCAUUAGGCGGCGAGGCGUCCGCCAGUUCGAGUGAGAAGAAAAGAAAAAAUAAAACAAAAAAGAUCCCAAAACUUGAGGAUUAUCUGAACCAAAGAGACUACGUGGGAGCACUGACUCUGCUAGAGUUUCAGCGUAAUGGUGGGGUGUCCAUUGAGAAUGCAGACUUAUGGAUCGGCUACUGUGCCUUUCAUGUGGGGGACCACAAGAGAUCAAUGGAGGAGUACAAGGCACUGACUCUUAAACCAGAUUGUCCAGUAGAUGUUUGGGUGUUUCUGGGAUGUUCCCUCUUUUUCCUUGGGCUGUAUAAAAAGGCUGAAGAGGCAGCACUAAAGGGACCAAAGUCUCAGCUUCAGAAUCGCCUCCUUUUUCAUUUAGCUCAUAAGUUUAACGAUGAAAAGAAGCUGAUGGGUUUCCAUCAGAACCUGGAGGACGUGACGGAGGAUCAGCUGAGUCUGGCCUCCAUUCACUACAUGCGCUCGCACUAUCAGGAGGCCAUUGACAUCUACAAGCGCAUCUUACUGCAGAACCGAGAAUGUCUCGCCCUGAAUGUGUAUGUGGCGCUGUGCUACUAUAAACUGGAUUAUUAUGACGUAUCUCAGGAAGUUUUGGCUGUAUAUCUGCAGAGCAUUCCCGACUCCACCAUCGCCCUCAACCUCAAAGCCUGCAAUCAUUUCAGGCUCUAUAACGGCAAAGCUGCAGAGACGGAGUUAAAGAACCUGAUGGACAUCUCCUCCAGCUCGUUUCAGUUUGCGAAAGAGCUUAUCCAGCACAAUUUGGUGGUGUUUCGUGGCGGUGAGGGAGCCCUGCAGGUUCUGCCUCCUCUUAUCGAUGUCAUAUCAGAGGCCAGACUUAACCUGGUCAUCUACUAUCUGAGACAAGAUGACAUUCAGGAGGCCUACAAACUAAUCAAAGACCUCGAGCCCACCACACCGCAGGAAUACAUUCUGAAGGGGGUGGUAAAUGCAGCUUUGGGACAAGAAAUCGGAUCGAGGGACCAUUUGAAAAUUGCCCAGCAGUUUUUCCAGUUGGUUGGCGGCUCGGCCAGUGAAUGCGACACAAUACCAGGCAGGCAGUGUAUGGCUUCUUGUUUCUUCCUGCUCAAACAGUUUGAAGAUGUGCUUAUCUAUCUCAACUCAGUCAAGAGUUAUUUCUACAACGAAGACACAUUCAACUUCAACUACGCCCAGGCAAAAGCUUCGCUGGGAAACUACAGAGAAGCUGAAGAGGUGUUCCUGCUAAUCCAGAGUGAGAAGAUCAAAAAUGAUUAUGUUUACCUGAGCUGGUUGGCACGUUGCUAUAUUAUGAAUCAAAAGGCGCGUCAGGCAUGGGAACUCUAUCUGAGGAUGGAAACCUCAUCAGACUCGUUCAGCCUCCUUCAGCUCAUCGCAAAUGACUGCUAUAAGAUGGGGCAGUUUUAUUAUGCAGCUAAAGCAUUUGAUGCUUUGGAGAGGCUGGAUCAAAACCCUGAGUACUGGGAGGGAAAGCGAGGAGCAUGUGUCGGGAUCUUCCAGCUUAUACUGGCAGGUCGUGAGUCCAGAGAAACGCUGAAGGAGGUUCUGCCAAUGUUAAGGAGCAGUGGGAACCCACAGGUUGAAUAUAUCAUCCGGAUUAUGAAGAAAUGGGCCAAAGACAACAGAGUGGCUCUCUGAUAGCCUUCACAGAUCAAACAACACACACUGAGACCUCUGCUUGAUAACAAUGGAAGAAUAAAUUGCCCCUUUCUGGAGCAUUUCUACUUUUGUACAAAAAAAAAACUUUAUUAGUGUUGUAUUUUUGAUUGUUUGUCUAUUUGUAUAGGAUGCAACAGUGUAUGAGCGAAACAUUUUCAACUUGAUUCGAGUUGAAUAUUAAAUUCUGAAGUCUUUAAACUCUAUUACAUUGAUUGAACAAUGAAUUCUGUGAAAUGUAAUCAGUAUGUAUUUUUGUAAUAUUUACACUUCACAAAUCAGGAUCUAUAUUUACAUUACGUUAAUGUCAGUUAAUGUGGGGUGUUCAGAUUUUUUGUGUGAAAUGGACAAUGCAGCAAAUAAAGUCUUUUCAUACUUUGUGCAAACUUUAAAUUUGU